Dibothriocephalus latus is the source of this 258-nucleotide messenger RNA. Lineage: Eukaryota; Metazoa; Platyhelminthes; Cestoda; Diphyllobothriidea; Diphyllobothriidae. The record is from the annotation of a GenBank genome assembly.
AUGGCGACCUGGAUGCACCCCCGAUCCCGACAGUGGCAUCUUCUGGACUAUGUCCUCGUGUGGCGGCGUGAUCAGCAGGACGUGCUGGCGACAAAGGCAAUGCUGGAUGCCGACGGUAAUACCGAACAUCGUCUCAUCAUCUCUAAGAUGCGGAUCCGCCUCCAACCACGUAGGAGAUCCCAAGAAUGUCUUUUUGCCCAUAACAUUAGAGGCCUUGCCGCGCGGCUCGAGAGCGAGCCCGAAAUGCUCCAAGUGUGA